UCUUUGGUAACGGAAGCAGUAGAGGAGGAGACUUUAAAUAUGGAGCCCUCGGGUUCUGGGCCCGAGGAGUCUUCCGCAUUAGAAGCUCCAGGGCCUCCGGACGAUCGGUUGUUCCUGGUUAAAGGUGGAAUUUUCCUUGGUUCAGCAGCCGCAGCGGGAAUGCUAGCUGGAUUUGUUACAACAUUAUCAUUAGCUAAAAAGAAAAGCCCUGAAUGGUUCAAUAAGGUUUGUGAUUCUGAAAUCCAUUCAUACGUGGAGAGCCAUAGUGCAGGCCUAUGUACAGUUUAUAGGAGCAAGAAGACCCAGCUGCGCACUGAGCCCAUGCGCAGCACUGUUGGAGGAUUGCGCAGCCGCAGUGGGAGGAAAGGCUGCGUCUGUGCUGCCUGGCAACGGCCAUUCUGGCCUCAACUGCCUUCCUCACCCUGUUCACUUCCUCCACCUGAGUGCGCAGCCAUGGCCUGGGCUAGAAGCAUCUUGAGAGCUAGCAGAAGUGUGGGUACAGCCAGUGUAGAUUUCAAGGGCUUCGGCAUAGCUCUAUGGCCCAGUCAGGUACUGUGUGUCCCUCCCAACCUGGCCCGGUGUAGCCUCACCCCUACAUCCACCAUGGCGACUGUGAAGGGUAAACUUAUCCAGCACAUCAGCUCCGAAGAGCCCGUUCUCCACAACAAGGUCUCCAUUGUAGGAACAGGAUCAGUCGGCAUGGCCUGUGCCAUUGGCAUCAUAGCAAAAGGCUUGACUGAUGAGCUUGCCCUUGUUGAUAAUAAUGAAGAAAAAAUGAAGGGUGAGACAAUGGAUCUCCAGCAUGGUAGUGUCUUCAUGAAAAUGCCCAACAUUGUUUGCAGCAAGGAUUUCCAUGUCACUGCCAACUCUGAGGUAGUGAUUAUCACAGCGGGUGCACGCCAAGAGAAAGAUGAGACACGCCUAAAUUUAGUCCAGCGAAACGUAACCAUCUUUAAGGCACUGGUUGCCAAAAUUAUCAAGCAUAGCCCUCGCUGCAAAAUUAUUAUUGUUUCCAAUCCAGUGGAUAUCUUAACUUAUGUAACUUGGAAAUUGAGUGGGUUUCCCAAAAACCGUAUUAUUGGAAGUGGCUGUAACCUAGACACAGCUCGUUUCCGUUACAUGCUUGGGCAGAGGCUUGGGAUCCACUCUGAAAGCUGUCACGGGUGGGUCCUUGGAGAGCAUGGAGACUCAAGUGUCCCUGUAUGGAGUGGUGUGAACAUCGCUGGUGUGCCACUGAGAGAGCUGAAUUCAGCUAUAGGAACAAAGAAAGACCCUGAGCAAUGGGGUGAUGUUCACAAAGAAGUCAUUGCCAGUGCCUAUAACAUUAUCAAAAUGAAAGGUUAUACUUCCUGGGCCAUUGGCCUGUCUGUAACUGAUAUUACAGAGAGUAUUCUGAAGAAUCUCAGGAAAACGCAUCCAGUUUCCACCAAAAUUAAAGGUCUCUACGGAAUCAAAGAAGAAGUGUUCCUCAGUGUGCCUUGUAUCCUGGGAGAGAAUGGCAUAUCUGAUAUUAUAAAGAUGAAGGACUUUCGAAGUAAGAUGCAAUCCAUAUUUCCACCAAUUCCCAAGAACCCUGAGUCAGCCGAGGAGUGGGAGGAAGUCCUGAAGUGGAAAUGACAACGGGCAUGGACAACUCCUAAGCAACGGCCGUGGGAAUGGCAGCCUUGGAUAUGCCACAUCUGAGAAAGGGCUGGCUCUCUAGGAACACGUGCCGAUGGCCAGAGAACCCACAGGCCACAGCAUCACCUUGGCUGCAGCUGUGCACACGGAGGAAAUGUUUUCCUAAAGACAACAGUUCAAUUACCUAGAAGUUCCCCUUGAGAUGGGACCCAGAGGAAAUGUUUUUGUUUAGAACAAUAAACCAUGUUUCAUAGUCACAAAAAAGCGGGGGAGGUGGCUGGAGAGAUCUCCAUGCUAAGAAUGCACUCGAAGAGGACCCCAGUUCGUUUCCCAGCUCCCCCUUUUGGGUGCCUCACAACCACCUGUGCCUGCUGCUCCAGGGGAUCUGGAUUCUGUGUGCACCUGCCCUCACGUGUGUCUACUGCCACAAAAGUAUACACAAUUAAAAACUAAAAAUCCUUUUUUGAAAACUCA
Mastomys coucha (southern multimammate mouse) is the source of this 2094-nucleotide messenger RNA. RefSeq names its product transmembrane protein 242 (gene Tmem242). The transcript is spliced from 5 exons. The record is from RefSeq and is a predicted model, not a curated record. Gene Ontology annotation, biological process: carboxylic acid metabolic process. Gene Ontology annotation, cellular component: cytoplasm. Gene Ontology annotation, molecular function: L-lactate dehydrogenase (NAD+) activity. Lineage: Eukaryota; Metazoa; Chordata; Mammalia; Rodentia; Muridae. Bases 40 to 1617 code for a protein of 525 amino acids.